Messenger RNA from Drosophila eugracilis, 8533 nucleotides. RefSeq names its product myocardin-related transcription factor B (gene Mrtf). NCBI's taxonomy places the organism in Eukaryota, Metazoa, Arthropoda, Insecta, Diptera, Drosophilidae. The transcript has 5 exons. Bases 1281 to 6659 code for a protein of 1792 amino acids. The record is from RefSeq and is a predicted model, not a curated record.
UCACUACUAUUCUUAUUUCUGGAAUUUAAACAAAUUACAGAAUCUGUACAUAAAGUGAAAAAGAUUAUAAUAGAGAAAAGAAGGUUUUAUGAUUUCUUAUAAUUUCAUAAUAAAAGCCACUACAGCUGGUUCAAUCCUUUCCUUGUGAAUAAUGGAUUUUACCUAUUUGGUACCAUUUAUACUAAGUACCACUUAAAGAACCAUUAAUUGCUAACUUAUGACAACCAAGGUUUCUCUUCCAAUCAUCUUCAACCUUUGAGGGACCUUCGCACGUUUCCUCGUAACUGAACCCAACCAAAAAGAUAGACUAAGUGCAGGCACACACACGCCUUGACCCAGAAACCCACUUUAAAACGGAACCCAAACGAUCGUAGGAACCCAAAGACCUAGCCAAAUGGCCAACUCUCCUUAGUGUAGGGUGCUCGUGAAAAUCGACCGAAAACUUUGAGGAAAAACUUUUCGAAUUUAAGAGCCGUGCGCCGAUCGUCGUUUACCGGACUCUCUCCGGUGAGAGAAUAUUUUGAGUUCUAUUUUCGAAAGUACGUUUUCGAAACUCAGAGAGUGAAAGAGCGAGCCAGAUUCUAGGUUGUUGUUCGUGUAGGUAAUGUGAAAGUUCAUUGUUUCAUUGAGGAAAAAUGGUGAAAAGUCAAAUUAUCUAACAGUGGCGAGAUGCUGUGCGGAUGGUAGACGAAGAACAUUUCGGAGAUUUUGAAAAUUUCGAGCUCGAAAAUUCGGAAAUUUCGAAAUGGGAGCAGAUCGGCGUGCGCCCGGAAUAUCUACACUCAGUGGUCUCUGCGGAGGUUUCACGUUUGAACGUCUCUCGAACGAACAUAGACGAUUUCCACGGAAAAGCGCAAUGUGAAAGCCAAAAAAGACUAGAAAUAGCCUGGCGUGACGUCCCACACAGACGACAGACAGCAAAACGAUUAGCACCGUCAGUAGCGGACUAUAGCGAACCGAGAGAGGAUCUUACGCCCCGAUCUAACUGAUCUAACUGAUCUUAAAGUGUUUAGCCUAAGAAGUGUUACGAAAAUGCCAACAUUCCAUUGCUAAAACCAUUGCUAAAAAAUACAAAAAAAAUAAAAUAAAGAUAUAUCGAAAGAGAGAGAACAUAGAUUCCUGACAGCAGGUGGUUGUGUCGCGCGAGUGUCUCAAGUGUUAAGCUCAAGGAUGUGUUUCUAACCAAUCCCUCGACGCCGAUCAUCGAGCCGUGUCGAUUGAAUCCGAGAAGUAUCCGAGAGGACUGCACCACCGGGUGGUUUAAGUGGUUCGCGGGGACCAUGCCGGUCAUUGCCGACGCCGCCAGCGAUGAGCCACCAGCAAAAUGUUGCAAACAUUGUGAGGAGUCUACGCAAAGCGUGGACGGAGGACCUGCAUCGUGGCGUUUAACGCUCGAUCAGGAUCUAAUUGACACGCUCAAGGGCAACUUUCCCAGCUGGUUCCAGGGCUCAGCCGGCGUAGGAGGAGGAGGAGCCAGCAAGCAACAGCAACAGCAUAAUCAUAAUCAUCAGCUGGCCCAGCAGAAGCAUCACCAACUGGUGGCCACCAGUGUCAUACCCAUAACCAUUGACACCAAGCUCGCCGCCAGCAAUACGAAUACACUCCAGCAACAUCAGCAGCAGGCGGUCAUUCUGGGUCACAGUUCGUCGUCGGCCUCGCCAGCAUCCUCUGUCAGUUCCAACUCCUCGAAGAAGUCCAUCAGCAGCAGCCUGAGCAGCUGCAGCAGCAGCAGUAGCAAUAGCAGCAGCUGCAGCGGUUCCCAUUGCAACUCCAACUCCAGUUCCGGUGGUUCCAAGGGAGCCGGUUCAGCGACGGCGAGCAGGUUCCUCAACAAAUCCACCUCGACGUCGCCCACUAAGAGCCUCUCGAGGACUCUUAAGGCCACCCAGAAGACAAACGGCAACCAGAAAGUUGGCCAGCUGGUCAAGUCCGCCUCCCUGCAUAGCUUGAGCAGCGGUAGUAGCGGCAGUAGCGGGAGCAGCAGCGGGAACAGUGCCAGCGGCAGCUCCUCGCUGCUGGCCACCAUCUCCACAUCGCCACUGACCACCGUCGAGCUCAUCUCGAGCGCUGCCUGCAGUGGCCUCCUGGCCACCAGGCUCAGCGGCAAGGACUUGGAGCACACCUUUCAGGAUAUAAUAUUGUUGCACGAGGCCUACGACGACAUGUCGGAGGGUGAGCAGCGUUUGCAUGCGACGUUUCUGGGCAGCAGCGAUGAUGGUAACAACUCGGAUUGUUACGACGCCAGACAGUCACCGCCAAAGGCCAUCGUGGAUUCCAGUCCGCUACAGCCGGCCAUGGACAAGAACAAAGAAUCGCUGAAAGUGAAGCUUAUGGUGCGACGUCCACACUCGCAACUCGUCCAGCAGGGCAUCAUACCAUCUCUGAAAACCUCGCCCGCUAUCCACGAACAAUGCAAGCAACUGGAGCGCGCCAAGACCAGCGAUCUGCUGAAGGCCAAGAUCCAGCAGCGGCCGAAUCGCGAAGAUCUCGAAAGGCUUCACAUUCUGGAGGAAGACGAGUGCCACAUCGAUCCCAGUUUGGCGGAGAAGCAGCGAAUGCUGAAGAAGGCCCGCCUGGCGGACCAGCUGAACUCACAGAUCCAACAUCGUCCCGGUCCCUUGGAGCUGAUCAAGAAGAACAUUCUGCACACGGAGAAGCCCAUCGAGAAGAUCGUCAAAGAGGGACUCGUCUCCUUUAAGGCAACCAGCGAAGGCUUGCUGACAAGACCUCAGCAUCCGCACAGUUAUAUGACCUUCGAUGAGGAUUCCUUGAGUUCCGAGAGUGAUACACGGCAGACACCGCCGCGUUUGGACGAGGCGAUGGCAGUCACUUCCAGUUCACCCACCGAUGUGCUGCAGGCGGCGGCUGCCUCUGCGGGAAUAGUGACCAUGGCCUUGACCAUGCCUACAGCUGGUCAACUGGUGGUCACCUCGCCGCAGAUUAUACCGCAGCACCCCAAGGCUAUGGUGGUGCCGGCACCAGUGCCACCACCUCCGCCACCACCACCACCGCUUCCCAUGGCUAGUUUCAUAAAGGUGAAGCAGGAGACGGCAAAUCUGUUCGAGGAACUGUGUCAGAGUGUAACGGGAACCACUGCGAGUCCGGUCAACCAUCAGUACCUGCCCAUGUUGGCAUCGCCUUGCUCCCUGGCCUCGAGUACUUCUACACUGAGUCCAUUGUCUUCCAUCGCCUCACCGCCACCACCGUCAAUGACCACCGCACGUCUGCACCUGCAGCCCGUAUCCGUGAAAUCCGAUGCUCCCGGAAAGGAUAAGAACAGGAAGAAAUCCAAGUCCAAGCCAGUGUCCAAGGCUCGCACCAUCAAAUUCCACGAGUACAAGGGUCCACCCAGUGCCGCUGGCCAAAAGCAGGAUCAAACGCAGCCGGAGGAGACAUCCUACCAGCUUAUGUUGGAGCAGCAGAACUGCCUGCUGAAGUUCCUGGAGAACCUCAACAAGAAUCAGUCCAUCAUCCCAGCGCCCAGUGCGCCGGGUGUUAUGAUUCCAACAGCUCCUGGUGCUACCAACAAUAGCAUCACGGUGACCACGAAGACGGUGCCCGCAUUGGCCUCGCAAUCUGCUCCAGCUCCAGCUCCCAUCAGCCUGCCGAACACCAUUUCUAUAACGAGCAGCUCGGGAGGAGCCCCGCUGAAUUUUGGGGAUGCCGCUAUGCUGACGCCCACUCCGGCGGCCGCACCUACGCCGCCCACUCUUUCGCUGAUUGCUACACCACAGCAACAGUUGCAGAUGCAUCAGCAACAACAACAACAACAACAACAGCUACAUCAACCAACUGUCGUGCAGCAUCCGCCACCACUGCCCUCGCCGGCGCUUUCGGUCAGUUCUUCGAUUCCGCCCAGUCCGGCCACCAGUUAUGCCGAAUCCACCACCAGUUCAAUCACAGAUUUAACCCGGUUGGAGAAGAUGAAGGUCUCGGACUUGAAACAGCAUCUUAAGCGCAGGAAUUUGCCAGUAUCCGGACCCAAACCGCAUCUUAUUGAGCGGCUGAAACCGUAUCUGCCAUUGGAGGCUCUCGACAGCAAUGUUACCCCCACACCGGCCGCCAACAGCAACAAUACCGCCACAGAGGUGAUCACCAUAAGUGAUGCCAUGGAUACCAGCAACUGUGGUCUGGUGGAGCAGCCCCCCCCAGUGACCAUGUUGGUUUCAGAUGCGGGCAUGGAGCACGAGCAGAUGGAUGUGGUACAGCAACAGCUGGACAAUACGCAUCCGAUGACGUUGCAGACCAUUCUGCCACCACAGCCGCAGACGGCUACCAUCAUCCUGACCAACGAGGAGCUGCUCAGGGAACAGCAGCGUAAGAUUGACGAGUUGCAGAGGCAACUGCAGCGAUCGCAACAGGAGCUGCAGAAGAUACGCCAGCGGCAACAGCAGCAGCAACAUCAGCAGCAGACGGUCACAGCCCAGGUGGUGAAUGCCUUGCCCUCCCAGCAGAUUACGCUGAUCACCACGACCUCGAAUGGGCCACAGCAAACGCUAACUGUAAUGCCGCAGCAAGUGGAGAAGAAUAUACCCGCCAAGGUGACGGUUAAAGCCAGUGGAGCUAGCAAUAACCACAAGGUAAAUGGGUUGCAACAGCAGGGAUCAGCAGCCAAGAAGCCAGCCGGAGGCAACUCGGGCAACAACAGCAACAUCUCGUCGUCUAAUCCACCGCCCAUCAACCAGAAAAUGGUGGUCAAGCAACAGCUGGAGGCUAAAAUCCAGAAGCAAAAGGCAGCGGCAGCAGCUGCCGCUCAGCAGCAACAGCAACAGCAGCAACAACAACAGCAGCAGCAGCAGCAGGCACUGCAGCAACAGCAACAACAGCAGCAACAGGUGCGCCUGCUCACGCAAAAGACACAAACUGUACUCAUUCCAUUCAACAACAACAACAAUCACAUAAACAACGCUCCUGCCAAGACAACAACCAAGAAAUCAAACGUGCCCGCCAGCAAUACAGCCACCACAACCAUAUUGCAGGCAGCCAAGCCGACGGCGGUAGCAACAGCAACAGCAUCGCCUGCCACCCAGCACCACAACAACUUGGGUCUGCUGUGGAACGAGGGCAAUCAGACCAUAUUCCUGGUGGGCUUGAAUGAUCAGCAUAUGACGGCGCACACGUUAGGCAAUAUCAGCUUGACGGCCACCACCACAACACCAGCAGCAGCAGCAGCACCUCCAUCAGCAACAGCAACUCCUGUUGCAACAUCAGCUGCGGCGCAGCCCAGGAAACUACUAAAUGGCCACCAACGCACAAACUCCCUGCCCAGCAUUGUGUUGCCCAUCGAAGCCAAGUCCAUCAUCACUCAGCAGCAGUUGCAGCAGCUGCAGCAGCAGCAACAACAGCAGCAAUUCCAGCCUGUCCAGCAGCAACUCAUCCAGGUGGACAUCAAGCCCUCGCCAGCUCCUCCGCCGCAAUAUGAAGAAGCUACUAAGCAGCUGGCAGCCAGUAAGGCGGCGGCUCUAAAUGGUCUCAUGCCGCUAGUGAAGAUUAAGGAAGAACCAGCGCAGUCGCCUGCUCCUGCGGCAGCUCCUCUGACACCAACAGCUCCGCUCAGCAAACGCAAGUCGGCGGGCAUCAAGUCCGAACAGGUCAGCGAUGUUCUGGACAUACUUAUCAAGCAGGGUGAACUGCCAGAAAGUGCCGCUCUGGAGCCUAUUACUCCGCUAACGCCGCUGCCGGAGUUGUCUAUGUUCAAUGGAGCCGCCCCCGCCACGGCGGCAGGUGGAGCCAGCAUAGUGCCACUGGUGCCCAAGCUGGAGGCACCAGCCACGCCUGUCCAAACUCUUGACAUAGCCAUGGACACGAAUGAAGCGCACGUGAGCUUUGCCAGUACUCAGCCAACGAAUCAUGGAUUCAUCGAGAACAUAGACAUGGCUUCGCCCCUGCAGACGGAUUCAAAUGCCAUAGAUGCAGAGAGUGUGGCUAAGACUUUGGACAUUUUCCUGGAGCAACAUCAUGCCACACCCCCGCCGAGCACACCGCCCAAGAGCUGUCACAGCGGCAGCGAGAAGCCCAACAGUCCGGAUGCCAAGCUCAAUCACUUUGACGAGUACGAGUUGCUGGAGCUUAUGUCGCAGCAACUAGAGAUGGACAUGGGAGAUGACUCCAGCGGCUAUUGCCACACCUCGGCGACCAAGAGCAGCAGCAACAACAACGGCAACCUGCGACGCGAUCUCAAUCCCAGCCUGCAGCCCUCCAUCAAUGAGCUGCUGGAUGCCAGCAGUCCCGACAGCGUGCUGCUGAACAACAAUCCGGGUGCCGAUGUGGACUUUGAUGCAGAUAGCUUUGUGGCCCAGCUGACUCAGCAUGUGGCAGGCAAUGGCAAUAGUCCCGGGGUCAAUUGCAAUGGAUCCAUAGAAUCCUCGUCGUCGGCGGUGAAUGGUCACUUCAGCAGCCACAGCACUCCAAUGGAUUGCGAUGAUUUCGAGAGCACACUCAACUCCUUCAUGCAGGCGGUGACACAACCGCAGGCGGGUCAACAUAACGAAUUCACGACGUCGACGAGCAUGGCCAAUGGCACCGGAGCAGGAAUGGGCGUGGACAAUGGAGGCGGCGGUGGUGCAGUGGACGCGUUCAAUGCCAGCGGCGAUAUUUUCGAUCUGUUCAACAUGGACGACUACAAGAUGAAUUGGGCAGCGGGAGACUUUACGGUCUAGGUGGUUUAUGUUUUCAUUUAACCUCCGAAGGAAGGCAGAGCAGAAUUUAACAAAAAAAAAAAACACAUCUAUAUAUUUCCCCAACUUUGUUCCGUAUCGAAAAAGAAAAAACAAAAACAAACACACAAUCCAGCGUGGUGCUCACUUUUCUCAAAAUAUUCCUGAAGAAUUCGUUUCGAAGAAAGCAAACACACACAAAACAAAUCCUAUUUAUUUUCUAAAUGCAUUUAAAACAUUUGAACGUCAGUUGAAAUUUCGAAACUUUACUAUUUCCAAGAAAACAAAAACAAAAAGCAAAAAACAAAAAGCAAAAAGCAAAAACAAUGCCAAAAUUGCCGGGAGUGACACUCCAACAACCAUACUUUUGCACCCUUUCCUAUAUAAGCAAGAAAAAGAAAAACCACAAAAAACAGCCAACACAUUUAGAAAAGGAUAACAAGUAAAACUUAUCAUAAACUAUCAUUAAAGAGUAAGCCUAAAAUGUUGUAAAGAUCGAUAAAGAGAGAAAACACGAGAGAAAAAACAAAAGUACAUGUUUCUAAUGAAGGUCAUUCCAAUUUGAGAAUAAUGCGAGUGAAAUCUAACUAACUAAACCGAAUGGAAGGAGAAGAAGAAUGAAUGAGUUGAGUCCGGGAUGAAGAUCAGGAUCAGGAUGAGGAUCAGGAUCUGAAAAUUUAGAUGAGAGAAAGCGGCAAAGGAAAAGAGAAAAUAAGCUUAACAGUAAAAAAAAUCUAUAAAAAAUCGUAAAAAAAUUAUAUUCUUGUUGUGAGAACGACUUAAGUGAAACACAUUCAGUAAUUUUGUUUUAAGUUCUAUUUAAAAUGAAAUGAAUUAAAUUAUUUAAAGCCUAUGCAGUGCUUACUUCUAAUUUUAAAGCGAAACUAAAUUAAAUAUUUUAAAAACACAAUUUGAGAAGUAUUUCCUGCAAGGAAAGAAAAAGCCUUUAAAGUAGUCAAAGCCACAAAACCAGUUAAAUGCAAAUUUAAGCUCGGAUCAAUUUCAUUUUAAAUGCUAGUAAAAAUAUAUUAUAUAUUCAUAUUUCUUUUUGUUUUGCAUUCUUAGGCACAGCGAAUUCCGUUACUUAAAUUAAUUCUAAACAAAAUAUAUAUAUAUUAAAAGCAUUAAAUUUAGCUACUUCGUAAAGCAAUUCAAUCCUGCGGCGUGUACUUAACGCACAUUUUGUAACCACUUUGUUCAUCUUUCGUAUUCGGCAAAACAUACUAUAUAUUUGGCUAAGUGUAUUUUGUAAAUGAGAACAUGAGAGCAUGCCAAGCAUUCGGACAUAUUUUUGAGUGUAGGGCUCAAUAAAAUCAAAUUAAACUGUAAACUGGAAUAACUAAUGAUUAAGCGAAAGGAAACAUUUCAUUAGGAAAGGAAAGGACUAGAGAGCAAACUAAAAACCCAAUUUAAAAUUGCAAAAUGUGAAGAACUCAAUACACCAAUAAAUAUAUUUUUGUAUAAGCAAAUUAUAUAUAUAUAUACGCUACGUUUAGAUCUAGUCUAAAAUUCACACAUUUCACAUUUCACCCGCAGAGCAAAAGUUAAUCAUCACUUGACACUCGUUUACAUUUGCAAUAAUCUGAUUUAAACCUCGAUUUUAAGCCUAAAGUAUAUUUAUCAUCGACGACGCGCUUUAAACACAAAUGAGAAACGUUUCCAUUAUAACAAUUCAUAUAUUAAUUAAUUAAUUUAAUGAAUACGUUUAUUGUUAGUAUCAAACUUAAUUACCAUAACUAAGCUUAUUGUUUGAUUAAUUCUAAAUUUAAUUACCUAAAUAUCUAAUUUAAUAUGUUGGCUUGAACAAUUUUUGUGCGUUGCGUUUAAAAGAGAUUUCAUUUAAAUACAAUACAGAAUAAACUCAAUCACGUCAUGAA